This is a messenger RNA of Closterium sp. NIES-65, 1863 nucleotides long. Lineage: Eukaryota; Viridiplantae; Streptophyta; Zygnematophyceae; Desmidiales; Closteriaceae. The record is from the annotation of a GenBank genome assembly.
AUGGCACCUUGCUUGGGUCCUCCCAAACGGCUAUACUUCAGCCUUGAGGGUGUUGCUGUCACUCUCUUCUCGCGGGUUGCAGUCUGCUGCCCAUGUGGUGAAGCUCCUCUCUGCACACUCCUCUUGUCCGAAGCUCGCCUCCCUACCGUUCAGAUUAUCCGCCCGCACCUUCCCUCUUCAUCCCGCUUCCUCCUCCUUACGUUUCGGACGGUAGCACGCCGAUUUCCGCCCGUAACGCGCUCAGCCGUCCCCUCCCCCCUCCCUGUCUCGUCGCGCGCGCAUUGCGCUCUUGCCGCCGCGCGCGCUAAGCAUCAUCCAGCAGCGCGCGUGCCUGCCCUUCCUUGCGGCGCGCUCUGCCCUUCCUCAAUCCGCCCCUUCCCUCACCCUCCUCCUCCUUCCCUCUCUCCUUUGUGCUUCCCCCAAUACCUCACCUCUUCCUCUUCCUAUUUUCUCUCCCCAUCUGCUGCGGCUCGCAGCUCCUUCGGCACAGCAGCAGACUUCUCCGCCGCUAUCCCUCCUCCUCUGGUUUCUCCCCUCAUCGGCGCAGCAGCAGACUACUCCGCCAUUUUCCCUCCUCCUCUGGUUUCUCCCCUCAUUGGCGCAGCAGCAGACUACUCCACCAUUUUCCCUCCUCCUCUGGUUUCUCCCCUCAUUGGCGCAGCAGUAGACUACUUCACCAUUUCCCCUCCUCCUCUAGUUUCUCCCCGCAUCGGCUCAGCAGCAGACUACUCCGCCACUUUCCCUCCUCCUCUUGUUUCUCCCCUCAGCGGCUCAGCAGCAGACUACCCCGCCCUUAUUCCUCCGCCUCUUAUACCUCUCCCCACAUCUGCUCUGCAGCUGUUUCCUCCUCCUCAUGGCGACCUCUCUCGCCCUCCCCUCCCUCCCUCUGCUGGUCCUUCAGCUUGCGCCCAAUGGCAUGGCUUUAACCUCUGGUUUGUCACUCAGCAGAGUGGUUCUGGCGCCAUUCCCACCUCUCCCUCUGGACCCACCUCUUCCUCCUCUGACCCCUAUGCUGAUGGCCUCCGUGCUGCCAUUGCUGAAACUGAGCGGCUUGUGACCACGGCGCAAGCCACCACCACGGCUGCUCCUGACAAUGCUGCUGCCCGUGACUUAGCUCGUAUUCUUGCUGAGUCCCUCGAGAGCACCCGCAAGCGCCUCAGUGAGCACCUCGCUGCCCCUUCUCCUCGCUCUGCGUCUACGCCCAUUUCCUCUGCUCCAUCUCACUCUGACCUUCUCGCUGACUGGCAUUGCUCGCACAUCCGCUAUGCCAAGGACCUUCUCGGCUAUCUUACCGAGCGCUUCCAGUCGCAGACUCCUAUCAGUGUCGUUGCCCUCUUAUGCGAGCUCACCUCUCUUCGCCUUGCUGACUUCACCACCAUGGCGGACUACAUCGCUCGUGUGCAGACGCUGUCCUCCCAACUUGCCUUUCAAAAGUUUGAACUUUCCGAUCAUGUGUGCGGUGCCCUCCUCCUCACAUGCCUCACUCCUGAAUACAGUGUUCAUGUCACUCUGUAUGGUGAGCGCCCUGCCGACCAGUGGUCGUUCUCUCGUGUCUCUGCCUUCCUCCUCCAGGCAGAGCUCAACCUCCGCAGCUGCCCUCCUACUGCCGCCGCUGUCACACCCUCUUCCGCCCCCCCCCCCCCUCUCCCCACCUCCACUGCCGCCGCUGCUUCCUCUCGCCCUUGCAACACCUUUCCUCCUUGCACCUACGUCAUUCGCCAGGGGCCCCGCAAGGGUCAGCCCUCCAGUCGCACCAAUCAUCCCGCCUCCUCCUGCUUCCUGAAGCUCACCGAUGACUGGUUCCUGGCUGGCAACACUGGUUGCCCUCCCAAUUGGCUUCAACUCUCUCGUCAGCGUCGCUAG